AUGGAGCCAUUUUCUUUCGCUAGCUCCGACUCGUUGGAUUAUCCCGUGAGCAUCCGCAUCAUCAAUCUCGAGGGAGCCGAGACGCCGCUCCAAUUCUCUAGUCUCCUUGAACACCCAGAACUCCGACAUAUCGGAUCAAACCAAAGCCCCCACUCAGACCUCUACGUUACGGUCCAGGUGUGGGCCGGUUCCAAACCCCUGACUGUCCCCGUUCAGACAUCGUACAAGUCUUUCCGGACUGAGAGGCGAUGGAACGAGUGGCUCACACUCCCCGUUUCGUACUCGACCCUGCCCCAGAACUCACGCCUCGCCGUAACCAUCUGGGAUUUAUCUCCCACAGGAGGUCAGGGUGCGCAGGGACACGCCAUCCCGUUUGGCGGGACGACCCUCCCGCUGUUCGAUAAGGACAACCAGCUUCACAAGGGUCGCCAAAAGUGUCUCGUCUACAGGCACAGACAAGCCGACGGCAACGAUGACUCCAAAACACCUGCCGUUCUUCCUAAGAAGAAGGCCAGGAAAGGCGUGUCUGAUGACAAAGAGGUCGACGAGUUGAAUCGAAUGGAAAAGUUGUUUAAGAAGCAUGAGAUGGGAGAGAUUCCCCGCGUCGACUGGCUGGACCAACUCGUCUUCAGAGGCUUUGAGAAGCGCGGCCUGCAAGCGGCGAGAUCAUCCGCAGGGGCAAAUCAACAACCAAAGACGGCACAAAUAGAGGCCUUGGAGGGAGACGCCGAUUCCCAACCUGAACCGUCCAGCUUUGUUCUGAGUGUCGAACUUCCAAGGUUCGAUUUCCCCGUCGUCUUUGCCGACCACGAGUACCCGGCCCCACCUGUCUCGUCCUAUCUGCAUCCUUCAUCCUCCCAGUCGAACAUCGUCCUCAAACCGCCACCCGAGGUACAACUAGGCCCGGGCAUCGACGCCGUCGACGAUGACGAGGGCUAUGGCGGCCGCUUGAUCCGGGUGUAUGAUCCGGAGGUCGCAGCCAAAGAUAACCCGGCAGAAAGCAAGCACAGGAGGCUUGUUCGAGGCCAGCACCGCAACGGCAUUCUGGACAAGGAUCUAAAGCCAAACGCCAAGGUCCGGGACGAGCUGAACUUGAUAAUGGCAUAUUCACCGACUCACACGCUGUCGCCCGAGGAGAAGGAUCUCAUCUGGAAGUUCCGCCACCACCUGACCCGCAAUAAGAAAGCGAUCACCAAGUUCGCCAAGUCGGUCAACUGGCACGACCAGUCGGAGUCGAGACAGGCCGCUCAGAUUCUAGGAAAGUGGACGGAUAUUGAUGUCGAUGACGCCCUCGAGCUACUUGGACCCACCUUUGACAAUUCGGCCGUGAGAGCCUUUGCCGUUGACCGCCUGCGCAAGGCCGAUGACCAAGAGCUUCAGUUGUAUCUAUUACAGCUAGUACAAGCACUAAAGUAUGAGCACAUCUCUCCACAGCCCGGUCACGAAGUAGCCCAGGACUCGUCGUUGGCCCUCUUCCUCAUCUCGAGGGCCACCAACAGCUUUACCCUUGGCAACUACUUUUGGUGGUAUGUCAUGGUCGAGUGCGACGACAAAUCGCAGGACCAAGGGGCGGACAACCAAGCCAUCUACGGCAAGGUUGCCUACGACUUCAUGGCCGAGCUUGUCAAACAACCAGACGGGGAGGAAACGCGGGCGACACUGAAGAGGCAAGCGGAGUGGAUUGCCAUCCUCUCCAAGAUAUCCGGUGAAAUAAAGGAGUCUAAUGAAUCCAUCGCCAAGAGGACGGAGCGGGUGAAGCACUUCCUAGCCGACCCCAAGAACGAGCUUGUCCAUAUCGCCCCGCCGCUCCCGCUGCCUCUCGACCCAUCGGUGGAAAUCAUCGGCGUCGUCCCGGAGGACACUGUGGUCUUCAAGUCUUCUCUGCACCCGAUCAAAGUUUCUUUCAAGACCACCUCUGGUCGCAAGUACCCCAUUCUCUUCAAAACGGGUGACGACCUCCGCCAGGAUCAGCUGGUAAUUCAGAUCAUUACCCUGAUGGAUGAUCUCCUCCAAAAGGAAAACCUCGACCUCAAGCUGUCGCCGUACAAGAUUCUUGCCACCAGCACAAGCGCAGGCUUGUCACAGUUUGUCCACUCAAUGUCAUUCCAGGGAAUCACCUCCAAGUACCGCAACAAUCCCGCGCUCGCCUUUCUCAAGCAAAACAACCCCGACAGCCACGGCCCCAUGGGCCUGCGGAAGGAAACCCUGGACACGUUUGUCAAAUCCUGCGCGGGAUACUGCGUCAUCACCUACAUCCUCGGCGUCGGUGACAGACAUCUUGACAACCUUCUCCUGGCUCCUGACGGCCAUUUCUUCCACGCCGACUUUGGCUACAUCCUGGGCCGCGACCCGAAACCGUUCGCACCGGCCAUGAAGCUGUCCAAGGAGAUGGUGGACUGCAUGGGCGGCUCCAACUCGGAGCAUUACCGCCAGUUCAGACAGUACUGCUUCCUGGCGUACAGCGCCCUGCGCAAGAACUGCAACCUGUUGCUUAAUUUGUUCACUCUGAUGGCGAAUGCCAACAUCCCGGACAUCAAGUUCGAGCCGGACAAGGCGGCCCUCAAGGUUAAGGAGCGCUUCCACUUGGAGAUGGAUGAGGAGGAUGCCAUUCGGCACCUAGAGAGGAUUAUGGAUGACAACCUCAACGCGCUGGUGCCGGUCGUUAUUGACAAGCUGCACGAGCUGGUACAGGCAUUCCGGGCUUGA
This is a messenger RNA of Chaetomium fimeti, 2706 nucleotides long. RefSeq names its product kinase-like domain-containing protein. The coding region runs from base 1 to 2706 and encodes 901 amino acids. The record is from RefSeq and is a predicted model, not a curated record. Gene Ontology annotation, biological process: endocytosis; autophagosome assembly; phosphatidylinositol-3-phosphate biosynthetic process. Gene Ontology annotation, molecular function: 1-phosphatidylinositol-3-kinase activity. Gene Ontology annotation, cellular component: membrane; phagophore assembly site; cytoplasm. Lineage: Eukaryota; Fungi; Ascomycota; Sordariomycetes; Sordariales; Chaetomiaceae. The transcript has 3 exons.